Molecule: messenger RNA, 2670 nt
Organism: Pseudogymnoascus destructans
Lineage: Eukaryota; Fungi; Ascomycota; Leotiomycetes; Thelebolales; Thelebolaceae
Exons: 2
Coding region: 241-2544 (767 amino acids)
Biological process (GO): fungal-type cell wall biogenesis; transmembrane transport
Source: RefSeq, a predicted model, not a curated record
AAUACAACAAUCACGAAGAAGCCCGAACAACGAUGCACGGUAUAGCCAGGGAAUGAAGAGGCUACUAUGGUAGUCAAGUGUGCGUAAAGAGACUUAUCUUCACGACGGCGGCGACGACGGCGACGACGACCACGACCACGACGUCUUGUUGACCCGCUUUCUUGAGUCCUCCCGAUUGUCAAACGACACCGCGUCAGCAACUAUUACACACACUCGUUUGCCCCGACAGAAUCGCCCAUCAUGCGCUUCGCAAAGCUCUCCCCGCUCACCACCCUCAUCGCCGUCAUCUCCUUGAUCUCCAGCACAGCAUCGGCGGAGCGGCUCCUCGCAUCCACAUCCCUCAGCGAAUGCAUCGACAACUCGAACUUCACAGCCAAGCUUUUCAAUGUCGCCUUCACGCCUGACAACCGCACCAUCGCUUUCGACGUGGACGGCACCUCCUCGCUCACCGGAAACUUCACUCUCGUGGUCGAGGUCGCCGCGUACGGCUAUGUCAUCAUAAAAACCCCCAUCGACCCGUGCAAUACCAAGGAGCUGCUUGGCUUGUGCACGAUGCAGCCCGGCCCGAUGCCCUUCACUACACAUUACACCGUUAGUGAGGAUGUUGUGAAGAAUAUCCCGUUUAUCGCGUACACCGUGCCCGAUCUGGACGCGAUCGUCAAGAUCAACUUUGAGUCGAAGACGAACCCGGGCGUGAUCUCGGCCUGCGUCGAGGCGCAACUAUCGAAUGGUAAAACUGUUCAUCAAAACGGUGUCAGCUGGGCCACUGCUGGUGUUGCUGGUUUGGCUCUCGUGAUAUCGGCUGUGAUUGCGGGAUUGGGUCACUCCAACACCGCUGCGCACAUUGCCGCAUAUGCGCUCUCCCUCUUCGGAUACUUUCAGGCCAUUGCUAUUGUCGGAAUGUCAUCCGUCCCACUCCCGCCAAUGGUUCAGUCGUGGACCCAGAACUUCCAGUGGACCAUGGGUAUCAUCGGUGUGGAAUUCAUGCAGAGUAUUGCAUCGUGGUACCAGAAGUCGACUGGAGGAACGCCAGCUACGAUCCUCAACUCCCUCACGACAACAUCUGUCCACGUCCUGAAGCGCUCACUAACGUUGGCUGCAGAGGCGAACUCCGUCGGCGUUUCCGUCUUAAAGCGAGCAACUAACCAGAAUAUCGCUAACCCCAUUACCCGGACAUAUACUGUCAGGGGCAUUGACCGAGUCGCGUUCCGCGCCAGUAUGGAGGCGACGAAUGUGUUCCUUACUGGUCUCAUGUUCUUCUGCUUCCUCCUUGCUGCCACAACCAUAGGCGUUGUGGCCUUUAAGGGCUUCUGUGAGCUCGCUGUCAAGUCUAAGUGGAUGAAGAGAGACAAGUUCGAGGACUUCCACAAUGGCUGGAAGGUCGUCCUGAAGGGGAUUAUGUACCGCAUGGUCCUUAUUGGAUAUCCCCAGAUGACGAUCCUCUGUCUCUGGGAAUUCACCAAGGCUGAUUCACCUGCUGAGGUCACCCUAGCCGUCAUCUUCUUCUUCGGGAUGACAGGUAUUCUGGCCUGGGCAGCUUCCAAGGUCCUCCUGAUCGGGCGGCGCUCGAAAACGAUGCACAAGAACCCCGCGUACAUGCUCUUCUCUGACCCAAAGUCGCUGAACAGAUGGGGCUUCCUAUACAUCCAGUUCCGCGCAACGGCCUACUACUACAUCAUCCCAACCCUGAUCUACAUCCUCAUUAAAGGCAUGUUCAUUGCGCUUGGCCAGCGCAGCGGCACUGCGCAAGCCAUCGGGCUCCUAAUUAUCGAAGCCGGCGUGCUCGUCGCUGCGAGCGUCUUAAAGCCCUGGAUGGACAAGAGCACUAACACGGUCAACAUUUCGAUCUGCUCCAUUAACCUCUUCAACGCGGUCUGCCUGAUCUUCUUCUCAGACAUCUUCGGCCAGCCCGCGAUCGUUACAGGCGUCAUCGGCGUCGUCUUCUUCGUCGUCAACGCUGCCUUCGCCUUCGUCCUUCUCGUCCUCGUCAUCGUCUCCACCAUCCUCGCCGCUACGCGCAAGAACCCAGACACGCGCUACCAAACCAUGUCCGACGACCGCGCGUCCUUCAUCAAGUCACAAACGGCUCUAUCGACGGAGCUCGACGCCCUCGGUGCCACAGCCCGCGGUGAGAUGAAGGGUGGCUUCAAGCCCGGGCUUGACCUCGAUGACGACUCCUUUGAAUCGGACUCGAUCCGUCACCACCCUGCAAACAUCGGCCUCCCUCCCUCAACGGCGAACUCCUACGAUAAUCCCAACUUCGCGGGCGGCCGUGGGAGCCCAUAUGAUGAGAAGCGCGUUUAUCAGGGCUCGUUUGCGGCGGACUCGAGGCACAAUAGCGAUAUACCCCUCACGGGUAAUACGCGCAUGGGUCCGUCAUCGACGCCACAGUUGAUGGGGAGGGCUGGGGCACGGGGAAGUGGGACGUCACUAGCCUCGAGCCAGGGGUAUAGCCGUGCGAACAAUGCGAGUCCGCUGGGGGGGAUGAGGGAUCAGAAUAACCCGAGUAGUCCGUGGCAGCGCGGCGCUGGGUACGACCAUUAAAUCUUAACUUGUAUAUUAUCGCGACUUUUAUGUGUAGAGAAAUAAAGAAGUAUAUAGCGAGGAUUCUAUAGGCGGCGUUUGUCUUUGAAGGCUCCAUGAUAGCUGUAUUUGAUGUAAAAAAUUGGG